ACCUGUGGAGGACAGCUCAGUAACUGGGAGCCAGGGGACCGGGCCGUAUCGGAGCACCAGAGACAUUACCCCAACUGUCACUUCGUCAGAGGAGACCGGGCCGACAACGUCUCCCUAGCCGGGGUGGUGGGGGGGGUAGCAGGCACCUCUCAGCCCCCCGGGGCAGAAGCCCCCCCUGGCCCCGGCCCCCCAGGCCUCAGUAACGUGUCUAACCCAGCCAUGCAGCAGCGUGAGGAGAGGUUGCUGACCUUCGUCCACUGGCCCUUACGUAUCCCUGUUCGCCCCGACCAGCUGGCCAAGGCAGGGUUCUACUACGUCGGGCGUAAUGAUGAUGUGAAGUGUUUCUGCUGUGAUGGAGGUCUGAGGUGCUGGGAGUCAGGUGAUGACCCCUGGGUGGAGCACGCCAAAUGGUUCCCUAGGUAACCACCCAUUACAUCACU
Messenger RNA from Salvelinus namaycush (lake trout), 440 nucleotides. Its product is annotated as inhibitor of apoptosis protein-like. The annotation marks the transcript as partial. Gene Ontology annotation, biological process: positive regulation of protein ubiquitination; negative regulation of apoptotic process; negative regulation of necroptotic process. Gene Ontology annotation, molecular function: cysteine-type endopeptidase inhibitor activity involved in apoptotic process; ubiquitin protein ligase activity. The record is from RefSeq and is a predicted model, not a curated record. Gene Ontology annotation, cellular component: nucleus; cytoplasm. NCBI's taxonomy places the organism in Eukaryota, Metazoa, Chordata, Actinopteri, Salmoniformes, Salmonidae. The transcript has 3 exons.